UACUGUUAAUACUGAUUGUGUUAGUUAUGCUAAUGGUACUAAUAGUACUGAUAAUACUACUAGUAUUGAUUGUGCUAGUUGUGCUAAUGAUGCUAAUGAUACUAAUGGCACUACUGGUAUUGAUUGUAUUAAUGGUACUAAUGAUAUUAAUGGUAUUACUGGUACUAAUGUGUUAAUAAUACUUAUAGUAUCACUAAUAUUAAUGAUGUGA
Messenger RNA from Funneliformis caledonium, 211 nucleotides. Lineage: Eukaryota; Fungi; Glomeromycota; Glomeromycetes; Glomerales; Glomeraceae. The record is from the annotation of a GenBank genome assembly.